AUGAACUCCAAGUUAGUGGUCCUCUUCGCCCUGGUGGCGCUCGCCUUCGCCGAAGAAACGAAGAAAGCAGAAAACACGAAGAAGGAUAAGCGGGGCCUGUACGGAGCCCUAGGCUACGGUUACGGUCUUGAUGGAUACAGCUACGGUGGGCUCAACUCGUACUCGUCACUUCCGUUCGGCUUGAGCCCCAGCAUCUCGUCCACCAUCCUGACAAAGGAGGUCGCCGUACCUGUGCCCCAACCGGUCGCCGUGCCCGUCGAGAAGCACGUCCCAGUCCCUGUUAAGGUGCCCUACGCAGUACCCGUCGACCGACCGUACCCCGUCCAUGUGCCCAAGCCAUACCCAGUCGAGGUCACCAAGCACGUCCCCGUCCCGGUAGAUCGCCCCGUGCCCGUUCCCUACAGCGUUCCCGUGAAAGUUCCGUUCCCCGCUCCGUACGCCGUCAAGGUGCCGCAACCUUACGCCGUUCCCGUCGUCAAACACGUACCUGUCCCGGUCGCUACGCAGCCGCUUGUCUACACGAAACUGAACACUGGUCUGGGAUACUACGGCGGUUAUGCUUCCUCCUGGUAA
Messenger RNA from Formica exsecta, 573 nucleotides. RefSeq names its product tetra-peptide repeat homeobox protein 1-like. Bases 1 to 573 code for a protein of 190 amino acids. The transcript is spliced from 3 exons. Lineage: Eukaryota; Metazoa; Arthropoda; Insecta; Hymenoptera; Formicidae. The record is from RefSeq and is a predicted model, not a curated record.